CAGCUAUAUAACUUUGUAAGUAUUUUUAGUCGUACCAGGUUUAUAUAUUUUUCUAUCCUUUUACCUAUGGCAGGUGAAUUUCGUUGUAAGAAAAGUUUUUUGCAAGAGAAUUUUAAAACUUGCUCAAAAACUAAUACGCGCAAAAUACGUUGUCAUUUAUUAUUGUUAUUGCCAGUAUUGCGUUAAAAUUAAUGAGAGCAAAAUAGAUAAUGCGGGGAAGGCAUUUACACUGUUCGGUUAAGUAUCCAUAUCGAUUUUUAUAUUUGACGUCAGUUAAGAAUAAACCAAUCAACAAUGAAACUCAAGAUUGAUAAUAUGACGUCAAAUUAUUUUAAGCAUCAGAUAUUGUUUUACAAUAAUUAGAUGUCGAUAUAGAUAUCAAGAGAAGUUGUUAUUUUACAGAAGUUUAUAUACAAAUAAAUACAUACAAUGUAUUCCAAGUACAAGGAUGUAUCAGCUUACGUGAAGGACUUGUGCACUUGCGUCAUUUGUCACCAAAGACCAAUAUUCUUCAACGACGAGGAACUUCAUAAGCACAUCGAGAACGUUCAUCGCCAAAGUUGUAAUUUUACAACUAAGCAUGAAAACGAGUUUAAAGAUAUAAAAUCUCAACUGGCUUACAUCAACACUCUUAUCCUAAAGAAGAAUAAAGAUGGUAGCCCAAGUUGUUACGUUGAACACGAUCAGCAACGAGAGAAAUCAGGAAAGAAGGGAGGAAAUAAUGUAGUCGAUGAAAAAGCCAAUCAAAUAAACAUAUACAAGGCUUUAUUGGAGAAGAAAACAGAAAUAUUUCGCAGUUAUAAGAUCAACGCGUCUCUGUUAGAUGAAAGACAAAAGGAGUUGGAUAUUCUAAACGAAGGACUGUUAAAGUUAAAAGAGGAGAAGCAAACGUUCAUAACUGAAGUGCUACUCACACUGGAAGACAAUCCAAGUUUCCGAAAUGGAGAAAUCAACAGAAACACAGUAAUGUCGAGAUUGAAUGAAUACAUAUUAGACAUCAACGAAGGAGAAUUGGCUAGAAAGGCAAAAGAACUUGUAAAGGAGAACCUUCAUAACACAGUUAACCAACUACAAAGCGAAUAUGAAGCAAAGCGGAAAGAAAUUGAGAGCUUUAAAAAUCUGGUAUUUAAACAGAUAAACGAUGGUGAGGACAAGGGAAUGGAAGAACUUGAAGUUGCUUCUAAAGAAAUUGUCUCCGAAUCUGAACUGGGCAAGUGUAGGAAAGAAAUAAAGGAUUUAGAAGACAAGUUACUUCUUGGUGAUGUCUCUGACCUUGAGGAAAAGUUUUGUAAAAUUCUUAAAGAAAAAGAGUUAACAGAUCGUCGAAAUGAAUACUUGGAGGCGAAGUAUAAGAAUAUGAAAGGAAAAUUAAAAGCUCAGCAUUUGGAAACAGAGAAACUUAAAAACAUAGCUCAAUGGUGUGACGAGUUAACUGAAAAUUUAAAACGAGCAAAGGAAAGCGAAGAGGAAAGAGAAAAAGAGAUAAAAAGAUUACGAAGCUUGCUGAAAGACAGAGACCGUUCUAUAAAAAAACUUCGUUGCACUUUGGAAGAACAAACAGACGUAGUGAAAGAACAUAAGAAGUUAUCUGAAAGCGCCAGAACGAUAGAGAAGAAUAUAAAAGCGUUGGAAAUGGAGGGAGAAAAUCAACGAAGCAUCAAUAUGGAAUUGAAUAAACAAAUAAGAGAGCUAGAAAAUCGAGAAAAAGAAUUGGCAACAAAACUUGCAGCUAAUCUGACCACGCUGAAGGACACAAAAAUGGAGUUAGAGAAGUACAAGCAGAGAGAUACAGGCUUUAAGGAACCUAUUGAAGAUAGAUCUGGGGUCAUACAAUCGCAAGUUAAUUUACUUUCUAAGGAAAAUGAGGAACUCCGGAAAGAGAAAAGUAUAAAUCAAGAACAGUGUGAUCAGUGUAACAAAGAGCUACAAGAAGUUUUAGUGAGAUCUAAUCACAGAGAAAUGUCUUUUCAAAAGGAGCAUGCAAGGUUAGAAGAAGAAAACAACCAACUGGACGCGAUGAAUUCUGAUUUAAAAAUAGAAGUUGCGAGUAUAAAAUCUGCAUUAUUGGCGUUAAGAGAUGCUCAAGUUCCAUGCAUUACCGAUGAAGAGAGACAAUCAGGCUUAAAAAAUGAGGAGUUGAAGAAAACAUUGAGCGCUUCCAGUGAAGAAAAUGGACGACUCACGAAAGAUCUGAACAGGUUAAAGGAAAUAAUUGAAAUACAAAAAUUAACGAUCAAGGAAAACAACGAGAAAAUUUAUCAGCUAGAAGAAUGUGUGGAAGAUUUAAAAACAGGACAGGAAAUCUUAUCAAAUAACGGUGAUAUUUUGCAGAAUAAGUUUGACGAGCAAGAAAAAGAGAUUGCAGAAAAGGAACGAGUCAUUGCAACUUUAAAAGAAAAGUUGAGCAAUGAACGCCUAGAAAAACAAGAGAUUGAGAGAAAAUUUGAAGACCUUGUGAAAAAUUCAAAUGAAUGGAAGAAGAAGAACGAAAAGCUGUCUGAAGAACUGAACAUUGCUUACGAAAAAAGUAGUAAAGGUUUUGAGGGGGAUAAAGGAAACGUAGGUAAUCUUAAAAAGGAGUUAUCAAUGAAGGUUAAACUUCUGCAGAAAGCAAACGAAGAAAUCGCACAGUUAAAAGAAGAACAUGAACAAAAGAAAAAUAAUUUAAUAAAAGAAAGAGACCUUAACAAGAAAACAAUGGAGGAACUGUGCAAAGAAAAGAAUGCCUUGUUAGAAAAGGUUGAUGGCGAGUCCAAAAGAUUAGAGCUAAAUGAGUCUGAAUUAAAAGCUGCGAGAAAGGAGGUCGAUUCUUUAACUCAACAAGUAAAAGAUAUCACCAAAGAAAUUGAGAAUGUUCAGAAAGGACUUGACAUGUCACAGAAAGAGAAAAAAAAUAUACAAGUAAAUUAUGCUGAAAGCCAACAAAGUAAUCAUGAGUUGAUUUACAAGAUUGCAGAUAUGAAAGACGAAAUCAACAAUGCUCAGCGAGAAUUGGAGUUGUCGCUAAGAGAAAGGGAAAGUUUAAAAACAAAAUAUGAUAAUUAUCAAAGAGACAACAAUGAAGUUAAUGAACAGAUUCGUAAGAUGGGAAAAGAAAUCGAUGAUGUAAGAAAGGAAUUGAACUUAUCGCUGAAAGAAAGAGAAGAUUUACAGACAAAGAACGACAAAUAUGAACGAUAUAAUCAGAAACUGAAUGAAAAGAUUCAUGAGAUGGAAGAAGAAAUUAACAAUGGUAAGCAACACCUAGACGAUUUGCGAAGAGAAAAAGAAGAAUUACAAGAAGAGUACGAUAAACAUAAACAAAAUAGUGAAGAUUUAAAUAACCAGAUUCAUGACAUAAGAAAUGUCCAAGAAGAACUGGACAUGUUACAAAAGGAAAAGAAAGAUGUACAAAUGCAGUUAAAGAAAUGCCAACAAAGCAACAACGAACUCAAGGAAAAAAUGGAAGAAAUGGAAGAAGAGAUAAGUGAUGUUAACGAAAAUAUGAGAUUAAGAGAAGAAAGAUACAAAAAGAAAAUUAAAGAUCUCUUGAAUGAAGUUGAAAAAUAUAAACAAGCCGUUCAUGAAUGGGAAUCGAAGUGUGACGAAGAGAAACAACUUCCGAUUUACAGUGAGGAGAAUUUAGAGAAGAAGAAAGUUCCAAUAUAUACUGAGAAGAUUCAAGAAAAUCAAAGUCAGCAAAUACAGAUAAAAGCAGAUUCAGAGAAGACUCCACUGAAUGUUGAUGACUUUGAUGACAGUGAAGAUGAAGAGGACGUGACGCAGGAAAAUGAUGAUAGUGAAGAGAAUGAUGAAAGGUAAUAUUGAUUCUAAUUUUAACAUUUACACGUUUUGCAUAAGAGGAUCCCAUAGUAUUUAUUUCUGAUUAGACGCAACAAUUCAUUUUGAAGCCUAAAAUUGUUCUCCAGAUAUUCUUGGA
This is a messenger RNA of Hydractinia symbiolongicarpus, 3919 nucleotides long. RefSeq names its product putative leucine-rich repeat-containing protein DDB_G0290503. The record is from RefSeq and is a predicted model, not a curated record. NCBI's taxonomy places the organism in Eukaryota, Metazoa, Cnidaria, Hydrozoa, Anthoathecata, Hydractiniidae. The transcript has a single exon. The coding region runs from base 430 to 3801 and encodes 1123 amino acids.